Jaculus jaculus (lesser Egyptian jerboa) is the source of this 790-nucleotide messenger RNA. RefSeq names its product RAB interacting factor (gene Rabif). Gene Ontology annotation, cellular component: cytosol; membrane. The transcript has 2 exons. The record is from RefSeq and is a predicted model, not a curated record. Gene Ontology annotation, biological process: small GTPase-mediated signal transduction; post-Golgi vesicle-mediated transport. Bases 33 to 404 code for a protein of 123 amino acids. Lineage: Eukaryota; Metazoa; Chordata; Mammalia; Rodentia; Dipodidae. Gene Ontology annotation, molecular function: guanyl-nucleotide exchange factor activity; zinc ion binding.
GGGAGCGGCCGUGGCCAGGCGGCGGUGCGGCGAUGGAACCAGUGGAGCAGCUGAGCGAGCUAGUGUCAGCCGAGGGCCGAAACCGGAAGGCGGUGCUGUGCCAGCGCUGUGGCUCCCGGGUGCUGCAGCCGGGAACGGCUGUCUUCUCGCGCCGACAGCUUUUCCUCCCCUCCAUGAGAAAGAAGCCAGCUCUGGCUGAUGGCAGCAAUCCUGAUGGCGAACUCCUUCAGGAACACUGGCUGGUUAAUGACAUGUUCACCUUCGAGAACGUGGGCUUCACCAAGGAUGUGGGCAACAUCAAGUUUCUGGUCUGUGCAGACUGUGAAAUUGGACCCAUUGGCUGGCAUUGCCUAGAUGACAAGAACAGUUUCUAUGUGGCCUUGGAUCGAGUGUCCCAUGAGUGACGGAGAGACAGGAACUCAGCCUCACCCCCAGCUAUAAAAGCUUCCCUGACAAGAACCAAGCUUGAAUCUGGUGUCACUGUUGUGCUGUCAGUCUUCUGUGUGCUGUUGUAAGUGAUGCGCAUCAGCAUGUGCCCUCGAACUGGCACAGGGCCAGUCCUGCCUCCUCAAGCCUCAACACUUGCCUCCUGCUUACUCCAUUUUACAUCACAACACGUGAUACCCUACCCUCCUCUUUUCUGUUUGGGGACACAGUAGUGCCUCCUCAUGUUGUCUCAUCCCUGCUAUUCCACCUAGGCUGUUUUACCAGAACAUUCUUUUUUCUUGCUAAGAGUAGAAUUCAACUUUUUAGCCACAAUGACACGUGAGUAAAGCAGUUUAUGUGCUGA